Messenger RNA from Anthostomella pinea, 1011 nucleotides. Lineage: Eukaryota; Fungi; Ascomycota; Sordariomycetes; Xylariales; Xylariaceae. The record is from the annotation of a GenBank genome assembly.
AUGUCGCAAGAUUGCCAGACCAAGAUUGGAUACCAAAAGGAUGGCCGCUUUAUCAGACCCGACAGCGCAUUCCGCAACUUCGUCUCCAGGGACCCAAAUUCGACAUUUCCAGCCGAGCCAGGUCGCUACGCGUUGUAUCUUUCGCCCGGCUGCCCGUGGGCCCAUCGUACCUUGAUCGUCCGUGCAAUGAAGCGGCUGGAGAACGUCAUCGACUUAUACAUGCUGUACACCAUGGACUGGCCUCAGGGGUGGUUCUUCAACGGCGAACAUGGCACACUCGAGAAAGACCCCCUCUAUGGCUUCACCCAUCUCCGGGAGCUCUACCUCAAGGUGGACCCCAACUUCAACGGUCGCGUCACCGUCCCGGUUCUUUGGGACAAGAAGACCGGUACCAUGGUAAACAACGAGUCGAGUGAGAUCAUCCGCAUGCUUUAUACCGAGUUCGAUGCCUUCGUCCCCGAGGCCGUCCGCGAGGCGAACAAACCCGUCGGCGGCUUCUACCCGGAGCAUCUCCGCGAGGACAUCGAUGAGAUGAACGACUGGGUCUACCAUACGGUCAACAACGGUGUCUACAAGGUCGGCUUUGCUGCCACACAAGAAGCUUACGACGAAAACAUCUACCCACUGUUCCAGUCGCUAGACCGGCUUGAGGGGAUUCUCGAGCGUCACGGUAAACCAUUCCUACUGGGCGAUCACAUAACCGACGCCGAUGUGCGCCUCUACACCACACUGGCACGGUUUGACGUGGCGUAUCACAGCGUCUUCAUGUGUAACCUGAAGUCGAUUCGGCACGACUACCCGCGCCUGCAUCUGUGGUUGAGGAGGCUGUACUGGGACCAAGGAGAGGAAACAGGCAGCGCAUUCCACAGCACUACCGCCCCGUGGAUUGGACUGUAUGCCCAGGGCUAUGCACAGUCGAAGCAGAAGAUCAACCCAGGACAAGCCGCUCCUGUCGUCCCGAGAGGGCCUGCGGUGCUAAUGGAGCCAUUGGACGAAAAGGAGACCUUGUGA